Paramuricea clavata is the source of this 2702-nucleotide messenger RNA. The record is from the annotation of a GenBank genome assembly. NCBI's taxonomy places the organism in Eukaryota, Metazoa, Cnidaria, Anthozoa, Malacalcyonacea, Plexauridae.
AUGGACACCUCGAAGUUAAAGUUGUAUGUAGAAAUGGUUUUGAAACUUCAGAAGAAAUAUGGUUGGAUGAUGGAUAGCUAUGUUCUUGUAAGUAGUACAUGAUUUGAAUAUUGUCUCGUGGAUAUUUCAUUUUAAUUUAGUGGCAUCUAGUACCAUCAUGAUCAUCUGGCAUCAUGUGAUCAUGACUAACUUAUGAUUCUUUGCAGGAUUUUUUCACAGAUAAUUUGUGGGACAAACUUCCUGGAAAAUGGUCAAAUGUCCUUGCAGAAUUACAGCCUGAGGAAAUUGCUUACUUUUUCUUAGAAAUGUAUUCUCCCUUGAAACAAAGACAGCAAUCACAAAAGCCCAAAUUCAGGUAUGUGUGCGGUAGGAACUAGGACAGCUGAUGAUACCUAUUAAACCAACUUCAAAAAUGUUUACGCUUAUCGAAGCAAGUAGAUUAAACUACAUCUCUUAUUUAUUUGCCUCCAAAUACAAGACUACUACAUAUAAUGAAGGCCCAGCUAUAUGCAAUAUGAAAACUCACUGCUUAAUUAAUACACCCUUUCGAUAAUAUGUCACACAUACUUUUUGGUCCUGGAGCCUCGCUCUCAUCAAUAAAUUAUGCAAGGUGAUUGGCUCAUGAUUCAUGAGAGCAAGGCUCCCAGGCCAAAUGACAUAAUUAUCGAAAGGGUGUAUUGUACCAACACUGUAUUCAGUGGUUCAGGUCACCUCAGGAAGGAAAGGGUUGGGGUACAAUGAAUGGCAUGCAAUCAUUUCUUCACUAUGAAUGCACUUGGUGGUUCCUCAUCGUGAGGCCUGCCAACUAAUUUUUGCAAGGCUGCAACUAAUACACUCCUUCUGGAAAGUAUGUCUCUUUGGCCAUUCCCGAUGGCCUGUGGUUCUUUCUAAACUCAUUGAAGGACACACCUCUUUUGUACUUUCAGAAAAGUCUGGCCUCUGGAACUUCUGGCAUUUAUUGCUUCAUGUCACAGUCUGAAGCUAAACAAUCUAGCAUGGACAGGCAAAUUCAAUGAGACACAGAAUACCAUGCAUAAACACACUGUACAGGAAAAUACGCAAACUAAUCGUACAAAAACAAAUGACUGUAAAACAAAUAUUAGUAACAAUGCUAGAAAUAUUCAAGAGGAUUUAAAACCGGCUGACACACAAGUGCUGCAUACUGAUAAAGAACAGACUUUACAUCGUCAGAGUUUGAGUCGUCUGUUUCAACAUCAUAUAAAACCAAAGAAACAAUAUGAAAUUGAUGUUUUGUCAAAGGUAAGUAAAACUUCUUGUUUUAUAGCCUGCAAUUCCAGUGCAGUGCUCUAACCGCAAGUUCAUAUAUGUGGAUGUCUAUUAGGUAAUCUGUGAACAAGCAGAGAAACUACAGUGUUGGAAUAUUGUGGUAAGAUUUGAGAUUAUGUGUAAAUUUAAAAGUUAAUAUGUGUUGGGCUAUCACCUACAAUCGCUUCACAUCUUAAAUAUUUCCUAACUUGUCAUUGCCUCCAUGUUCCAGGAUGUUGGAGCGGGUUUGGGUCACUUGUCUCGCUUACUCAGCUAUGGUUAUCAAUUACGAGUGGUCACCAUAGAAGGUGACGGUUGCCAUCAGAGCGGUGCUGAAAAAAUUGACCGAAAAGUUCUUGCACAUUUAAAAAAGGUAGCUCUUUGUAAAUAAUAGAGUUAACCCAUUGAGUGGCAGCACUCUCCCCGUACAGCCACAAAACAUGGCUAUAAGGCAUGUCGAAAACUGGCGUACUUUAUAGCCAUGGUUUGUGGUCAACUCGGCUGUGUGUGGCCAUGCUGUUUGCAGCCAUCCUUGCAAAAACCACUGUGCCAUGAACUCGAUCCUCACUCUAACUAAAAUUCUAUUUGAAAUUUAGGAGGCUGGAACUGCUGGCAGAUCACUUGUCCAUGUUACACAUCAUGUAAGAUAAUUAUUAUUACAAUUUUUCAUUAACCGGAACUGAAAAACUUUUAUUAUACGAAACAUCAUGUCUUUCUAGAUAAAUUCAGAUAUUUCAGCUGCGGAGUUCUCCAGUGUAGUCUUGGAAGCCUUUUCCAAGAUGGAAGACGAAACUCCUCCCCAAAACACCAGAAACUUACAAGCGUGGCCGAAAUCUUCUGAAAAUUUUAUAAUUGUUGGUCUUCACACUUGUGGCGACUUGGCUCCAACGUUGCUUCGUGUUUUUAGCCAAUGUGAUAAUGCCGUUGGGAUAGUUUCUGUUGGUUGUUGCUACAUGAAGUUACAUCAUGAAAUAGCCAAGACAGACCAAGGCACUACGACACAGAAAAGGAAGAAACUCGAUACAAUUCCAACCAACUCCAAAAAAAUUUGUGGCAAUUUUCAGCAAAAUAAUGUGGAAUCAACAGACCCUACUAGUAGACCUAAUCCGACAACAGGCAUUUGUGACCAGCACCAAAGUUGCACUAAAUUGACAAACUCUAUUAGACAGAAUGAUCUGGAAUUGACAGCCCAUACUAGCAGACAAAAUUCAGUAGAAAUGUGUGGUAAUUCUCAACAGAAUAGCAUUGAAUCAACAAACAUUGAUAGGAGGAAUGAUUUGGGAUUUGCAGACCCUUCUUGUAGACAUUCUUGCACAGAAAUUUGCAGUAAUUUUGGGCAAGAGAAGGUUAAGAAUGAUAGCCUUAAUUGCAGACAAACAUUGACAACUCAAUGUGAUGAAUUGAAAGUUGUGGAAGAUUCUAUAUCGACUGUUGAG